This is a messenger RNA of Tympanuchus pallidicinctus (lesser prairie-chicken), 2165 nucleotides long. RefSeq names its product CD28 molecule (gene CD28). Gene Ontology annotation, cellular component: membrane; external side of plasma membrane. The record is from RefSeq and is a predicted model, not a curated record. NCBI's taxonomy places the organism in Eukaryota, Metazoa, Chordata, Aves, Galliformes, Phasianidae. The transcript is spliced from 4 exons. Bases 33 to 800 code for a protein of 255 amino acids. Gene Ontology annotation, biological process: positive regulation of T cell proliferation; T cell costimulation; immune response.
AGGGAGGAGGAGAGAAGCUGUGUGAGCUGGUGAUGGUGCAGAUUGCCCUGUGUGGACGCCCGUGGCGUGAAGCCCUGGGGGACUUGGCAGUGCCUGGAGGGUGGGGACAAGGCCACAGGCCCACCAUCAUCACCAUGCUGGGGAUCCUCGUGGUGCUCUGCCUCAUCCCUGCUGCAGAUGUAACAGAAAACAAGAUUCUAGUGGCUCAGAGUCCUUUGCUCAUUGUAGCCAAUAGGACGGCAACUCUAGUCUGCAACUACACAUACAACGGAACAGGGAAAGAAUUUCGAGCCUCGCUGCACAAAGGAACAGACAGUUCAGUUGAAGUCUGCUUUAUUUCAUGGAACAUGACCAAAAGUAACAGUAAUUCAAAUAAAGAAUUCAACUGUUGGGGAAAUCAUGAUAAGGACAAAGUAAUCUUCAAUCUUCGGAAUAUGACUGCCAGCCAAACUGACAUCUACUUCUGCAAAAUUGAGGCCAUGUAUCCGCCUCCAUAUGUCUAUAAUGAGAAGAGCAACGGGACUGUCAUUCAUGUGAGAGAGACACCCAUCCAGACACAAGAACCCGAGUCCGCAACUUCAUACUGGGUUAUGGUGGCAGUGACAGGACUUCUUGGUUUCUACAGUAUGCUUAUAACUGCAGUCUUUAUAAUCUACCGGCAAAAAUCCAAGAGGAACAGGUACCGUCAGAGCGACUACAUGAAUAUGACCCCCCGGCAUCCACCUCACCAAAAGAACAAGGGCUACCCAUCCUAUGCACCAACACGAGACUACACUGCGUAUCGCUCCUGGCAGCCAUGAUACCCACCAGCAUAACAGCACUAUCCUCAUGUGCUUCUAGGCAGUCACCUGCUCUUGGAAUGGAAGGACAGCCUGUCAUUUCCUCAUCGUGUUUGUUACAAUUGACCAUGGAUACCUACACCACAGCAAGUACUGGCUAAACUUCACUAUUCAAAGAUAAAAGAUAAACAUAAAAAGGGGGGGAAAAGACAAAAAAGGAUUGUUUUCCAUGAUGGCUGAAAACGUGGUGUAACUUGUUUUGAGGUUUGUCAGUGGGUAAGAAAGAAGGAUGGCACUGGACCUCAGAGCAGAUCUCCUCCUAACGUGUGUGGGUUUUUUUGAGCUGCUUGAGGAAUCUGAACCAGAACCACAACUUCUGACCUUUCCCAACAACCACUGCCUUAGCCUUAGCCUGUUAUUUCUUUUCCUGCAUGUUUAAUCCUCCAAAAACAUUGUUGCUGUGAAAUAAGAAAAAAUGAAAAAAAUACCUACACAAAACGCUUCCCUCUGAGCCCAGAGCAGAGUUUGAGAUUUGAGACAAAUAUUCAAAAGAAUUGGAAAAGUCAGUCAGAACGUAGCCGAGCAAUUAGGCUAUAGCACAAGUGGGCUGUCAGGGCAAAGCAAGAUUGAAAGAAAGCUACUUAAGCAUUCAGCAUGUAAGUCCUUAGAUUGUUCACUUUCGGUUUGUAAAGAGCAUUUGAAGUCAUAACUGAGCUACUCUACAGAGUGAGAAACCAAUCCACCUGAAGAAGAAAUCAAGACAAGUUGGACUGUGAGAAAGAUUUGCCGUGACCACAAAAAACCCCAGUUCCUAUGCUUGCCUACAGCAAGAUGAUUGAAGUCAUAUGGUGAGCAUUAGAUGACACCAAUGUCAUAUUUGGAGCAGAGCUUUACCUCAUUUAUGAAUUUUUGUUUCUAUCAAUAAGGCACUUGAGUCCUCCUGAAUAUUCAUCCAUUUCUUCUGGCACCUAUGUUGUACCAGAGCUCCUUUGAGAAUCAGAGUUCAGUUAUGAGCAGCUGAAGACCACCUGAACCUUUUUUCCCACAAGCAAGCAGUGUUUUCGGUGUGAGAGUGUCCUCAGGUCCUACCACUGUGACCAGCGCCCACGUCUGCUCAUUUGCUUGCCGGGACUGCUCUAGGCACUUUGAACUUCGUGCUCACUGAAGGUUAUUUUUUAUCUAAAUAUGUUCUUCAGGGAUUCUCCCUACUGGAGUAGGGUAAAGUCUUCAACAAAGGCCUGUAUCAUUCCAUUAAUUAAGCAUGUUUACAUUAACAAGGCAUCCUAAACUGUAACUGGGGUUGUUUUAGCACAAGAUUCUUUUUCAUACAGAGAAGAUGAGAUGUAUUUUAUAGGGAUUACUGAAUAAACAAUUAAAUGAAAAAUA